Colias croceus (clouded yellow) is the source of this 800-nucleotide messenger RNA. RefSeq names its product PRKR-interacting protein 1 homolog. Gene Ontology annotation, biological process: negative regulation of protein kinase activity. Gene Ontology annotation, cellular component: nucleolus. Gene Ontology annotation, molecular function: protein kinase inhibitor activity; double-stranded RNA binding; protein kinase binding. NCBI's taxonomy places the organism in Eukaryota, Metazoa, Arthropoda, Insecta, Lepidoptera, Pieridae. The coding region runs from base 170 to 688 and encodes 172 amino acids. The transcript is spliced from 3 exons. The record is from RefSeq and is a predicted model, not a curated record.
CAACAGUGACAAGCACGAAAAUUACAAAUUUGAUCUGUGAAUUUGAUGAUUCAAAACAAUGCGAACAUGAAAAUGCGAAUGAAUUUCACUAUUCUGUGAUUUUGUUUACGUUUCAUUACACUUAUUUCAAAUUUAAAAUAGUGUAUUUAAGCCGAGGACAUUUUUUAUAAUGAGUGAAAAAGAAAAUGAUAAAGAAGAAAAGAAACCUAUUAUCAUAAAAGAUGCAACAGACUUACAACGAUUGCGGCUAGAAAAAUUAAUGAAAAAUCCGGAAAAGCCAGUUUUGAUCCCUGAGAGGCGAAAAGAAAAGACGCUACCUCCACCACCAGAUUUUGUCCGAAAUGUAAUGGGCUCGAGUGCUGGUGCCGGUUCCGGAGAGUUUCAUGUCUAUAGGCAUCUUAGAAGAAAAGAAUAUGCAAGACAAAAAUGUAUUCAAGAAAAAAGUGAACAGGAAAAGUUAGAUGAAGAAUAUCAGAGAAAAUUAGAAGAAAACAAACGGAAAGCUGAAGAAAAGACAGCGAAAAAAAGAGCAAAGCGAUUAAAAAAGAAACAGAAAGCUAAAAUUAAAGCAAAGAUACCUAAAACAAACACAACUGAAACUAAGACUUCACAAUCUGAGAGUGAAUCAGAUGAUGAUGAUGCUGAACAUUCAGAAUCAACAGCUGAAAAAGAUGAAGUUCAAUCCUAAUUGUAUUGCAACUGUUUAUAUUUAUGUGAAAAUUUUUAUGAAAAUAAAGAAUAAGAGCUAGUGCGCAAGAGCAACUUUUGUCUCCGCAACUAUUUUGUCUCUCCCAUCAACU